CCCAGCAGCAUGGACUAAUGGAAGCACAGACGAGAAGCACCACUGUGUGAGCCCAAAGGUCUCCUUGUCGGCAGCGCAGGUCACCAUGGGAUGCAGUCCCAAGGCAGUUGCUGCUGGGUGUCUCCUAGCAGUCAUUGUUGUUUCUGGCAUCAUUGCUCUUAUCCUGGCGGUUGUGGGUGUGAAGGAUGUUUAUCUGCCUCCAGGUACCAAGUAUGGGAUGGUGUUUGACGCUGGCUCCUCGCACACGGCCCUCUACAUCUACCAGUGGCCAGCGGAUAAAGAGAACGGCACCGGCAUUGUCAGCCAGGCUGAGGCCUGCACCGUGCAAGGACCUGGGAUCUCCAGUUACGCUGAAAACCCUGCUAAUGCUGGAGCCAGCCUGAGGGCCUGUCUGGACAAGGCCAUGACGAUCAUCCCUGCAGAGCAACAGAGAGAAACGCCCACCUACCUGGGCGCUACUGCGGGCAUGCGGCUGCUGAGGGAGCAGAACAGCACUAAAGCAGACCUGGUCUUUGCAGAGGUCUCCAAGACCAUCCGGCAGUACCCUGUAGAUUUCCGUGGCGCUCGGAUCCUCACUGGGAAUGAGGAAGGAUCCUUUGGUUGGAUCACAAUCAACUACCUGCUGGAGACGCUCAUCAAGUUCUCCUUUGCAGGGAAAUGGAUACGGCCUCAGUCAGCUGAGGUUCUGGGAGCUCUGGAUCUUGGAGGAGCCUCAACCCAAAUAACCUUUCAGCCCAGUGGUACCAUUGAGGACAACAGCACCGAAGUCUUCUUCCGGCUGUAUGGGACCAACUACUCCGUUUAUACCCACAGCUACCUCUGCUACGGGCGAGACCAGGCCCUGAAGAUGCUGCUGGCAGCCCUAAGGAAGGAGAACCUCACCUCUCAGCAGAUCUCCCACCCGUGCUACCCCAAGGGAUACGAGGAGAACGUCACUGCCGCUGCCCUGUAUAACAGUCCCUGCGUCCCGACACCAGCUGCACAUGACCCCAGCCAGAUCCUCAUGGUGCAGGGGACAGGAGCCCCAGCGGAGUGCAGGAGUGCCAUCCAGAAACUCUUCAACUUCACAGCCUGUGGGGCCAACAGGACGUGCGGGUUCAACGGGGUCUACCAGCCCCCGGGGCAUGGGCAGUUCUUCGCCUUUUCUGGAUUUUACUACACAUUCCAUUUUCUGAACCUGACUAACGAGCAGCCCCUGAGUGUCAUCAAUGCCACCAUCUGGGGUUUCUGCACUAAAGGCUGGAAGGAGCUGCAGGCCAGUUUCCCACAGGAGGAGAGUCAGGGGCGCCUACACAAUUACUGCCCCUCGGCCUUUUACAUCCUGACACUGCUACAGGAGGGCUACAAAUUUGACGAACAAACGUGGAGCAACAUCCAUUUCUGCCAAAAGGCUGCGAAUACAGACAUUGGCUGGACCUUGGGCUACGUGCUGAACCUCACCAACAUGAUCCCGGCAGAGACCCCCGAACAAGUGAAAGGGCAGCAGCGUGGGCUCUGGGCAGCCGCCAUCUUCUUCAUUGUCCUGACCAUUGCAGUGGCACUGGUGGCCAUUCUCAUCCAGUGCCUCUGGAAUCCCACUUAGCAGCCCGAGUAAUGGACGGAGAGCCCCUCUCACCAACCCAGGAAAGGGGAAGUGGCACAAGUGAUGACAAGUGUUGAGAGGUCUUCAAGGCACUGGCCAUCUCUUCAGGAUACCUGCCUGGUUCCUCUCAGUGAACACCUCCCUCCAAAGAAGGCCAAGGGGGGAUCUGAUCAGAGUUUAGAACUAUCUCCUGGGGGAAGAGCUCUGAUCAGAGAAGUCUCUUUAACCGAGCAGACAAAGGAUGACUGAGAGCCAAUGGCUGGAAGCUGAACUAGACCAAUUUGAACUAGAAAUAAGGCAUUUCUUUAAAAUAGGGAGAGUAAUUAAUCACUGCCUAAAUAUAUGGGGGAGUUUC
Gopherus evgoodei (Goodes thornscrub tortoise) is the source of this 1937-nucleotide messenger RNA. RefSeq names its product ectonucleoside triphosphate diphosphohydrolase 8 (gene ENTPD8). Gene Ontology annotation, cellular component: plasma membrane. The coding region runs from base 86 to 1582 and encodes 498 amino acids. The record is from RefSeq and is a predicted model, not a curated record. Gene Ontology annotation, molecular function: GDP phosphatase activity; UDP phosphatase activity. Gene Ontology annotation, biological process: nucleoside diphosphate catabolic process. The transcript has 10 exons. NCBI's taxonomy places the organism in Eukaryota, Metazoa, Chordata, Testudines, Testudinidae.